Molecule: messenger RNA, 853 nt
Organism: Fusarium verticillioides 7600
Lineage: Eukaryota; Fungi; Ascomycota; Sordariomycetes; Hypocreales; Nectriaceae
Exons: 3
Coding region: 138-602 (154 amino acids)
Source: RefSeq, a predicted model, not a curated record
CCGCAAUGUCCAAACGUUUUGCCAUUUUGUAUAAAUAGCGGCUUUUGAUCAACUUAUUCUCAAUCAUCACUCUCAAGCACUUUCUCUCUCAUCUACAAGACUCUCUCAUCUUAAAGUACAUCUUCUCACUCUUCAAAAUGAAGUUCAGCAUCCUCACUGCCCUUACCGCCAUUGUUGGCAGCGCUGCCGCCGCUAACCAGGCUGUCGUCAAGAACGACUGCUCUGGUACCAUCUAUGUUCAGUCUUGGCCUUACAACGGCGGUGCUCCUGGACCUCUUGUGACCCUCAAGCCCGGUCAGAAGUUCUCUGAGAAUCUCCGCUCUACUGGAUCUACCGUCAAGAUUGCCACCACCAAGACGCUCAGCAACCCUCUCUUCUUCGGCUACUCCUCCACCUCCAAGCCCAACUACGUUUACUACGAGUUCAGCACUCAAUGGGGUAACCCCUUCGCCAACAAGCACAACAUCCUCACCACUGGUAAGGGAUGCAAGCAGUUUGACUGCGCUGCUGGCGAUGCUUCUUGCUACAGCACUCCUAGCAUGAAGAAGGUCUAUGGCUGCCCUCAGCCUGCUACCAUCACUGCCACCAUCUGCGCCAAAUAGAGGACACACUAGACAGGUCUUCUGAGCCCUUUGAACGAAGGGCUGAGCGAUUGGAGGGAACAAGAAUAGAGAGAAAUGUAUAGAUCUUAUGAGUUGAGGUAGUAAUGCAUAUUUAAUAACGGAAACUCCCAGCGUUAAAUGAAAUUGGUAUUCGCGGGUCAAAUGCAAUGGCGAUUUCUAUGAAUCAAGGAAUGAUUAGUAGACGCAAGGGUAAGAUGAUAAUCACUUAACUGGGAUGUUUCUCAUGCGCC